CAGAUCUGCACCCACUCAGACCAGGGUGCCUAAAAGACGAUCUUCUUUUCACUUCUCUGAGAUCUCAAUCCAGUUUUUACUGUUUGUUUGUCAUCACCUGUUUGCUUUGAUCUCAUAGCUGCUAUUCUUGUCCAAUUUAUCAAAGUCUUUAUUUAUCUCUAUUUUGUAAACGGCAGUAUAAUUCCCACUCUACACGCCUCAAAAAUGACCCUUUAUAACUUGAAUUCCUUGUCUACUAGAUUCUUUUUACAUUACAAAACAUUUUGAUUUUCUAUCAUCUCGUUUUUCUGAGCUUUCUAUUAAUACACUUGAGCGUUUAUUGUCUAUUCGCCCUCCCAAGUCCAGACUAAUAUCUAGUCUUCAUUUUUACUGUAGUCCUUCUUGCUUUUCCGUUUCUUCCGGGAGUUUUCCUACUUGUCAGGAAAGUUUUGUGGCCGCCAUGUGGUCCAACUAUUUUUUGCCGCAGCAGGAAGAGGAAGGCAGAGGAGGUAUGGCUGCAUUAGGUAAGACUGGUCGCGGGGGCAAAAGAUCAAGACCCCCUCGGAUGAGUGACAGCCAGGAGGGCAAGAUCAAGCUGUCAUUGUUCAUCGCAGUCAUAGGUGUUACUCUGACAGUACUGGGUAUGGGGACAGAGUUCUGGGUGGAGCUAUCCCAACCAAAACACUUCAGGAACAACCAGACGUGUGAGAUGGCACACUAUGGCCUUUGGAAAUCAUGUGUGCGCACGCUGUGGGUCUCAGAUAUUGACCCGGAAAGAGAAACCUGUGGGCCGGCAGAACUGCACGGAGAAUCAAACUGCACCUACUUUAAAUUCUACACUUCAGGGGAAAAUGCGGUUAUAUUUAAGAAAACGACAGAAAAGAGUUUGCAUAUGGCGACCUCAAUGUUGGCUUUGUUUAGUUUGUUUCUGAUGGUCAUGGGUGCCGUGUGUAUUACCAUGUCCCUCAGUAAAAGUGUGUCAUUCUUCCUCAAACCAGCAACCAUCUGCUUCGUCCUCUCAGGUGUCCUGUUAUGGUUGUCCCUCGUUGUUUUCCACCAGUCUGUGCUGGGCUUUUUGGCAAGUGACCACAGUAUCCCUCUCCAUCAUGAGCUGUCUUGGUCAGUAGCGUGUGUGGGUUCGGCUGGGGCCAUUCUCGUCUUUGCAGGUUUUAUGUUCUUAUUGCUUUCCCUCCCCAACAAUCCUCUGGAGAAAUGUUUCCACCAGCAGAGCAGUACAGAUGCUUAGCUGUCGGCAAGACUUCCUGUGAGUUAAGCACCAUCAGAUCUUUCGUACACGUUCAUUGCUUAAGAAUAAAUGAAAUAAUGUUCUAAAGGACUCACAAACCAUUCAACAUACAGAAAAAAGCUAAUUUCCUAAUGUUUUGCACACUGAUGUUAGAAUUGCUCCUUAACAUGGUUAUGGACAGUAAAGCAUUUACAUACAUGUCUGAAAUGAAUCCUCUGUAUCUUUAAUGGCUCUGUACAUAAAAUCAGUGACCAACAGAUCUGUUUACUGUUUCUUUAAAGGCCUCAUUUACACAAUAUGCUAUGUGUUUAUGCUUUGUGUAUUUAUCUAUGUUGCUGACUUGUAUAAGACACUGACUGACUUGAUUUUGUGUUGUAUGAAAAUAACACAUUCUUUCUUUAGAAAUGAGCCAUCCCUUCUUGUUCAUAGCAUAGGCAACAGCUACUAGGGUUUGCAUUUUCAUGUAUUCCCACACUGGUCCAUUCUGGUUUAUGCUGGUCUGAUGCUGGUCUAACUGGUAGAUUAGAACAUCCGUGUCACUCACUAGCAAACUUGGCUCUAGAUGGAUUCAUCAGACACACGCACCUGACCUGAAGUUAACAUCCAGUGUGUGUUUGGUUAUAACGUUUAUAUUUAAAUAAUAUUAACAUUAAUUAAUAUCAAUAUUUGAUUGUUUAUCAAUUGUAUUGAAUUAGAUUAAACCUUUUCAACAGUUAUUGAUUCUUUGCAGACAUCUACCGGAAGCUAAGUUUGGGCCACAUAACAUUUGUUUAUGUUGUUGCCGCUGAAACUGUCAAUUGGACCUGGUCGACCAGCAUGACCAGCAUGAUCACGGACACCAGCAUCAUAUUACAUAAUGGUUGUUUUAACAGGGUUUUCAAUAAACAAUAUAAUAGCAGACAUGAUAUCAUAAACAUCCAUUAGUAGAUUUAAAGGGGUAGUUCACAAAAAAUACAAAUUAUUUCCUAAUUUACUCACCACAAUAUUGUUCAAAACAUGUCUACAAUAUUUCUUCAGUGAACGUAAAAGAAAAUAUUUUGAGAAAUGUCUCAAUGGAUUUGUGUCCAGACCAUCGAAGUCAAUUAGGUUCACUGUUUAGUUACCAACAUUCUUCAAAAUAUCUUCUUUUGUGUUCUGCAGAAGAAUAAAUUCUACUGGUUCAUUAUGCCAUAAGGGUGAGUAAAUAAUGAAACAUAUUUAUAUAUUUUGGUAAUCUAUCCCUUUAAUUGAAUGGUUUAUUGUUUAUACUUGUGUACAGUUGUACUAUACAGACUCACUGUUGAGCCACGAUUCAGUGUAAAUAUUUUUUGGUAAUAUUGUACUUCCGUUGCUGUGAUAGUGCUUUUCUUAAUCUCAUCCCAUGUUCUAUCAUGUUCUCCUGACUUACCUCUACUUCUGCUUGUUGGUUAUUUCUGUCACACUCUUUCUCUAAUUUUGCUGAAUGAUUAAAUCUCUUUCACCUAAGAACGUUUCCUCUGCUCUCUUCCUUACUUGUUUCUUAAUCUCACUUCUCUUUUGACGCUCGCUUGGUCUAAAAUUAGUGCGUUGGUCAUCUAAGCACAUCAUGUUGAAAUGAAUGAGAAAUAUUAUACUAGAAUUUCAACUAUGCCCCCCCUCAACGUUCUCUCAAUGUUGAUCCCUCUUGGGCAGAUCUGCUGUUUCCCUGCGU
Molecule: messenger RNA, 2894 nt
Organism: Triplophysa dalaica
Lineage: Eukaryota; Metazoa; Chordata; Actinopteri; Cypriniformes; Nemacheilidae
Gene: cacng6b
Product: calcium channel, voltage-dependent, gamma subunit 6b
Exons: 5
Coding region: 440-1225 (261 amino acids)
Biological process (GO): regulation of calcium ion transmembrane transport via high voltage-gated calcium channel; calcium ion transport
Cellular component (GO): L-type voltage-gated calcium channel complex; membrane
Molecular function (GO): calcium channel regulator activity
Source: RefSeq, a predicted model, not a curated record